Messenger RNA from Didymodactylos carnosus, 901 nucleotides. The record is from the annotation of a GenBank genome assembly. NCBI's taxonomy places the organism in Eukaryota, Metazoa, Rotifera, Eurotatoria, Philodinida, Philodinidae.
AGAUCUUUGGUACAAGAUGUCAAAAUAUUUCUGUAUCAAAGAUCUUGAGCCAUGAUCUUGGGUACAAGUCAUUUUACAGUCAAGAUCUUGGAUACAAGAUAAUUUUUAGGAUUUUAUACGCAAGAUCGUGGGCAAGAUCUUAGGAACAAAAAUAUCUUGACAUCUUGUACCAAAGAUCUUGCCAAGAUCUUUUCGAAAAAAUCUAAGAUGUCAAGAUCUUGGUUCCAAGAUGUUCGACUAGGGAACGAUGCCAGAAAGAUCUCAUUAAUUUCUGAAUCACGCAUAAUAAAAGAUCAUUCAUGAUAACAAUAAAUGACCUACUAAAUUACCUAAUUUUAUUGAAUUUGCAGUCAAUGAUUCCGGUUAUCAUGGAAAUACGACUCGUGAUGGUUUUUCUUUUCCACUACAACAGGGUCUGGUGAAUCGGGCCGGAAACUAUGACAAAACAGUCGGAAAACUAGAAUCCGAAACAUGUGAAUCUUUAUUUUCAAAAUAUCGACGUGCAGUACCUAAUUAAUUUAAGUCUCUUGCCGAUAUUCAAGCUCCUUAUCGAAUAGAGGCGCCAAUUCAUGGUUUAUUUGCUGUCGGUGGAGCUAAUGUCGAUUAUUUCACCGGAUAUUCUAAAUACAAUACACAAGAAAUUUUGUUGUGCAAUGGAAGACUACAAGAGUCGCCUGAUAUCGGCUCUGCUAUUAAGCGUCAUGUGUUCGAAAAUAAAAGCGAUUGGACCAACGCUGCUAAUUAUAACAAAGCAGCACCUGCUAAUUUUUAUGCUAAGUUUUGGCAUGAUCAAAGUAUGAAUGGUCUUGCCUAUGGAUUCGUUUAUGAUGACUUCAAUGAUCAAGCUUCCUAUUUGCAAGUUCAUGAUCCGAAAGGAUUGAUCAUUCGAAUGGGUUGGUGA